Messenger RNA from Fonsecaea monophora, 1161 nucleotides. RefSeq lists its product as hypothetical. Lineage: Eukaryota; Fungi; Ascomycota; Eurotiomycetes; Chaetothyriales; Herpotrichiellaceae. The transcript has 5 exons. The record is from RefSeq and is a predicted model, not a curated record. The coding region runs from base 1 to 1161 and encodes 386 amino acids.
AUGAUGGGCUUCAAAUCUUUCUUGGACAAGCUUCCAGACUCAAGACACGCAGUGGUCUUCUUAGCCUCCCUUGCUACUUUGGCCGCCACUACUCCUGCCUCUGCUCAAUGGCAAAAAGCAGAUGCCUCGGCCGCUGGGGUCGCGCAGCACGGCAAACCCAGUGGCACUGCUGCGGGUGGUGACAGGGGUGCCCACGAAAACGGGGAUUGGCAGCAAUCUGCAAAGCAGCAAGACGAGAAAAGUGAACGUAAAAGCUCCUUCCAGAAGGAUGACGGCACCGGUAAAGCAAAUCGCCAUCAAGCUCGCGGCGAGGCUGGGCAGGCUCCCCACCGAGCCUUUGCUAAUCACAAGGGAGUUGAUGGCCCUCAGCAUAAGCCCGAGGAGGCCAAAGAAAAUGACAACAACUUCAAACAACACCACGCACGCACAGCGGAUGUUUUGGGGACACUUCGGAGGAUGGAUCAGAAAGAAGAUGACCACGCUAAACGGCCACAGGACGGUGAUCGCGACAGUAGUAGUCAGCGCGGUGACGGUGAUCACGGCCGUGGUAAUGAGGAGCAUGGAUCAUAUAACGCAAUGGAUGAUCGCGAACGUGGCAAGGGCAAACAACACGAUGCUAGGGCGACAACCCAACGAGGAGUCUAUGAGUGUUCAGGCCAAAACUGGCAGCAGCCGUGUGUAUGGACGCCUUUAAAAGAAGGUCAAUGUUACAACAGACGGUACGGACGUCUUGGCUCCAUGGGCCCUGACAAUGGCUUAUCUUGCACCAUCUACGAAGUCUCGGAUUGCAACGACCAUGGCUGGAACACUUGUGGGCCGUUCGUGUGGCCGGGGAUCAAGAACUAUCAGAUCAGCAAGUUGCUUCUUGACCACGCCAUGUCUGCGGAUGGUCCAAUGAGCAUCAAGUGCAAGGAAACCAAGAUAUCAAACGCAGUAAAGAUGAACUCGCUCAGAUCAGCAGGCCACUGGAUCUCCAACAAGACCAAGGGCGGCGCCCACUCGGCCAGCAAGGAGACGAACAAGUCAAUUGCCAAAGACCCCAAUGUCCGUGCCUCGACUCGCGUACGCGCCGCUGGUAAUGCCAUGAAGGAUAAAGUGCACGAGACGAACUAUAAUCGUCAGGCCGAUGUGAAUAGGCAUGCCGCCAAACACAAUUACUGA